This is a messenger RNA of Ananas comosus (pineapple), 1770 nucleotides long. Its product is annotated as heptahelical transmembrane protein 4-like. Gene Ontology annotation, cellular component: membrane. Lineage: Eukaryota; Viridiplantae; Streptophyta; Magnoliopsida; Poales; Bromeliaceae. Gene Ontology annotation, molecular function: signaling receptor activity. Bases 149 to 1465 code for a protein of 438 amino acids. The transcript is spliced from 5 exons. The record is from RefSeq and is a predicted model, not a curated record.
GGGAAUCUCCCCACCUACAUUUGCGCUCACAAGGGAUCAAAAGGGAAUAUAAUCCCACAUAUUCCACCAUUUCCCUUUCCCCCUCCCUCUUUCUCUCCUUUCCCAUCACUCAAACUAAAUUACACCACCAAUCAAAUCCUAGCAUUUCAUGAUACACACAAUAAGAGAGAGAGAAAGAAAAGAAACCAACUUAGCUUUUCUCCUCCUCUCCCCUCUCUCUCUCUCUCUCUCUCUCUCUCUCUCUCUCUCUCUCAACAUCUUGGAGAGGAGGAUGGGCUCCGAGGACUCGUCGACCGCGGCGGGAAGCAGCGAGUUCGGCUUGAGGAAGCGGGGAGGCAAGAAGAGGAAGUGGGAGCUGGUCGAGUUCGACGCGUUGCCGGAUUAUUUGAAGGACAAUGAGUUCAUUGUAGGGCACUACAGAUGCGAGUGGCCUCUCAAGGAGACCAUCCUCAGCAUCUUCUCCAUCCACAAUGAGACCCUCAAUGUUUGGUCGCAUCUAAUUGGGUUUCUCAUCUUUAUGAUCCUAACCAUAUUCACCACAAUGGUGACACCCAAAGAAGAGAGGAAUAUCCCUUCAAUGAGGCAGUGCAUGGGUUUGGUGGAGACCAACAUGACAGCAGAGGGGGAGGCAUGCAUCAUUGCCUGCCUGGUAUCUCCAAAUAUUCCAGCUAAUGAAAUUGAGGCCUCUCUGUCACCUCUGCACAGCUUGCAUCUCCCUGACAUUCUCACCAGCUACCUCCCCAGCAGAUUCUCCCAUGCCAACCUCAGCAACAACCCUUAUUUUCCGUCUGCACCUGAAGUCGAAGUCGCCGAUACGCUCUCACUUUCUGUGACCACCUCCGCCACCGCCACGACGGCGCCGAUCACGCGGUGGCCGAUUCUUGCAUUCCUCUGCGGCGCCAUGUUCUGCCUCCUCACCAGCAGCAUCUGCCAUCUGAUCCUUUGCCACUCCGAGCAGAUGGCCUGCUUCAUGCUCCGCCUCGACUACGCAGGCAUCACCGUCCUCAUCGUCACGUCUUUCUAUCCUUUAGUCUUCUACUCCUUCCUCUGCGACCCCUUCUACUGCGCUCUCUACACGGGCUUCAUCACCGCCUUCGGCACCGCCGCUUUCGUGGCCUCCCUCAUCCCCGUUUUCCAGACUCCCCAGUUUCGGCCAAUCCGAGCCGCACUCUUCGCCGCCAUGGGCGUCUCCGGCAUCGUUCCCAUCGUGCACAAGCUCAUCGUGUUCCACGACCGGCCCGAAGCGGUCGUCUCUACCGGAUAUGAAGUUCUCAUGGGGGCGUUUUACGCGGCGGGCGUGGUCGUGUACGCGGCGCGCGUGCCGGAGCGGUGGCUCCCCGGAGGGUUCGACCUGGUCGGGCACAGCCACCAAUUGUUUCACUUGCUGGUAAUUGCAGGGGCGUACACACACUAUCUCGGAGGAUUAGUUUAUCUCAAAUGGAGGGACGUGGAAAAGUGCUUAUAAUUAUAACAAUAAUAAUAAGCACAAUAAUAAUCAGAACAAUAAUUAGAAGAGAUUAAUUAGGAGUGAUUUUUGGGGAAGCAAUUCUUUUUGUGUAUGAGUUGGGGGUUAAUCCAGGAUCUCCAACUUGUGCAUAAGCCAUUUAGAGCGAUAGUAGAUUUUAUACACUUUUUAAGAUUGUUUAGAGAAGGAAACAAGAGAAAGAACAGAUGUAUGCAUGCAUUAUGUAUAAUGAGAGGAUCGCAGUUGAUUUGUUGAUUUGUUUGUACUAGUGUGAAAUACUACUUAUAUAUAAAUAAUUUGUGUGA